AUAAUGAAAAACCAUACUUCAAUAACAACAUUCAUCUUGUUGGGACUAACAGAAGACCCACAGCUGCAAGUUCUGGUUUUUAUUUUCUUAUCUCUUACUUACAUGAUGAGCAUUACUGGAAACAUGACAAUAAUCAUUCUGACUCUGAUCGAUUCUCACCUUAAAACCCCCAUGUAUUUUUUUCUUCGAAAUUUCUCCUUCUUAGAAAUCUCAUUCACAACAGUUUGUAUCCCUAGAUUUCUGUAUAGCAUAUCAACAGGUGAUAACACCAUUACUUAUAAUGCUUGCGCCAGUCAAAUAUUUUUUAUUGGACUUUUUGGAGCCACGGAAUUUUUUCUUCUUGCAGCCAUGUCCUAUGAUCGCUAUGUGGCCAUCUGUAAACCACUCCAUUACAUGACAAUUAUGAACAACAGAGUCUGUACCAUUCUUGUUCUUAGCUGCUGGGUUUCUGGAUUGAUAAUCAUCAUCACUCCACUUGGUAUGGGCCUUCAGCUAGAAUUCUGUGACUCCAAUGUCAUUGAUCAUUUUGGCUGUGAUGCAUCUCCACUUUUUAAAAUUUCAUGUACUGAUACUUGGCUCAUAGAACAAAUGGUUAUAAUCUGUGCAGUACUAACAUUCAUCAUUACACUGAUAGCUGUUUCUCUUUCAUAUAUUUAUAUCAUCAGGACAAUUCUACAAUUUCCUUCUGCUUCACAAAGAAAGAAAGCUUUUUCUACGUGUUCAUCCCACAUGAUUGUUGUUUCUAUGACGUAUGGCAGCUGCAUUUUCAUUUACCUCAAACCUUCAGCCAAAGAAGAAGUUGAUAUAAAUAAAGGUGUAUCUGUGCUCACUACAUCUGUUGCCCCAUUGUUGAAUCCCUUCAUUUAUACUUUGAGGAAUAAGCAAGUAAAACAGGCUUUUAAUGAUACGGUUAAAAAAAUGUCACUAUUCUUAAACAAGUACAGCAUAUGUAUUGAAAACAUCAAAUAA
This is a messenger RNA of Suncus etruscus (white-toothed pygmy shrew), 969 nucleotides long. RefSeq names its product olfactory receptor 6C2-like. Gene Ontology annotation, biological process: G protein-coupled receptor signaling pathway. The record is from RefSeq and is a predicted model, not a curated record. Gene Ontology annotation, molecular function: G protein-coupled receptor activity; olfactory receptor activity. Gene Ontology annotation, cellular component: membrane. Lineage: Eukaryota; Metazoa; Chordata; Mammalia; Eulipotyphla; Soricidae. Bases 4 to 969 code for a protein of 321 amino acids. The transcript has a single exon.